GAAUUUGAAUAGAUUACUUUCUUUUUGGAGUUUGAAUAGAUUACUUAAUGAAUUAAACUGGUACUAAAUCAUUAAAUAUUUUCAACCAUAAAUGAUAAAUGCAAGAACCAAUAAUACGUUAUUUUUGGAAGAUGUUAAAUAACAGUAGAUUGUAUUUAGAUUUGUUCUAUAAACAAAAACGAUGAUACAAUGACCAAUCAAUCCGUUGGUAAAAAGAUUCACCAGUCAGUCAGAAAUAAUAUUUUCCUCUCUUUCUUAGUGAAGAGUCUCACCGUCGAAAACUUUUGGCUUUUAAAUCUUUUGUUGUUUGUUUGUAAGAAAUCCGAGAUUGUAAAGUAUACGCGUAUUGUAUAUCAGAACUCGUUGGUCAGUUGGUAUAUCUGAAAUGUCGAUCGAAAACCAUGUCGAAGAAAAGCUUCGCUCAAAUAGACAAGAGAGAGAUCAGUUAGGCUGGAUAUCUGUUUUUUUCAGAAGGAAGAAGAGAUCACCACAAGAAGUUGAUAAUGAACAUAACUCAUCUAAAGAUUCUCGUUUGAUGGGAAGAAACAAAGCCAAGAAUUUGCAUUUGUUUCUCUCUGAGAUCAUGAGAAAACUGAAACAUGCAAUCAGAAAGGAGAAACCGCGGUACGACAGGAGAUUGUUAGGGAAGGAAAAAAGCUUUCAGAAGUAUUCGUCAACUAAAGAUCAUUUCUUUCUCGAGCGCAUGACUUCAAUAUCUCAAAAGAGAUUUAACCAAGGACACUAUGGGUCUAAGAUGUUAAAGAAUGGAGAUUAUGAUCCAAACAUGGCAACGAGCAAACAGGUUCAAAGAAAUCAAGAAAGGACUUUAUGGCUUCCCGAGUAUUCGUCUCCUUUUAGCAGCCCGGGAAGAAUAUGGAAACAGAAUUCAAAAACCGUGCUUUCGAGAUCUUCUUCAGACGAUUUCAUGAAGUCUGAAACAAUUGCAGAUGAUUCAAUAACUAUGAAAGAGGUAGGAACUGCUUCAUCAAGUGAAGGUAGUAGUAGCCCUCUUGUAUCCAAAAACAACCAGAUUGUUGAUGAGAUGUCAAAAGUUGCAGCUUAUGGUGCAGAGAAUGAAGGUGAAAUCUUGGAAGAGACACUGUCUCUUCCCUCUGUGGGCUCACCAUCUCACUGUAUAUCCAAAACUGAGGAAUAUGACUUAGUUCUUGAACCACUAUUCAUUGAAUAUGAGAUAAGUCCAGCAAGAGGUGAAGCAAAGAUACAACCUUUGAGUAACCAAUUGCAAGAAAAGAAUCGUCCUAUGGAUGACAAAGAAUCAGUGUUUAAGUACGUAAAAGCGGUGUUGGAUGCAAUAGACUCAAACUGGGAAGAGCUGUAUCUGAAAACAGAAUUCUCUGACCAGCUUCUAUAUCCGGCAUUGAUCAGCAACAUACCAUUCUAUCCAAAUCAGCUUUGUGUUGAACAUGAGCUCCUCUUCGACUGCAUCAAUGAAGUUCUCUUCGAAUUCUGCAGGUUUCCUCAAUGGGUUUCCUUUAUUGAAACCAGAACCCAAGUCUUGUCGUUUAGUGUUGAAAGCAUUGUUCCCGAGGUUCAAGAAAAGGUUUACCGUCAUCUCUUGCCAAUGCAACUCCGUCGAUCGUUGGAACAAAGAGUUAGAGAAGACAUGGCUAAACACAGGAGCUGGAUAGACAUUAGAUGUGAACUUGAGUGCAUUGGCUUUGAGACUAGCGAAUUGAUUCUGAAUGAACUAUUGGAACAACUCAUGGUUGAGCUUGACUUAUGAAGAGAAUACAUCACAAAUGGUGAAAUUGCAUUAAGAUAUGUAAACUGUAAAGUAACAGAGAUUUUAGAGGUUAAAUGUUAUUAUUAUCCAAAAUACCCCAAGUCUUGGAGGUUAAAUUAAAAUGUUAACUUUAAAAUGGGUAUUUUGGGAAUUUCAUCUAACCCAUAUUGAUUUCCUUUUUUGUGUUUAGUAAUUUCCAUUCUUAAAGCAAACCAAACUCAGACGUGUUUAUAAAUAUAGCAGUAACCCCAGAGACCAUCUAUUCGAUCGCAAUUUCCUCUCUUUCCCAUCAACUGCAAACGAUCUUUGAUUUUUUUUUUUCUCUUUCUCUUGUAAUUCUUUUUUACUCAGAUUACUCGUGAUCUUUAAUCCACUCUUCAAAUCAAGUAAUCUAAUUGAGUGUGUAUGUUCGAUUUCUGAAGCAAAACAACAAAAUCGAUUUUCGUUUUUCGGGGAGGUUAUGAUCAGAAAGGUAAAGUGAAGACUCGCCGACAAAGACUCUCUGAUUUCAAAAGAUUUGCCAUCAUCUCUCCUCCGGCUUUUCGUCGUGGUUGUUGCUGCUCUGUUUUGUGUCGUAACCAUUAGAGAGACGAUCACAGUUUCUCAUUCACCGCCAUGUCAUCGAAGCUCUUUCAGCCCAACAAAGCCCAACAAGAAUAAAGAAGUCCAGCCCAUGACGAUAAUCGUCUCACAUUCCAACUUAUCGGCAAGAAGGUGACAGGGAUGACAUCGGAGACUCAAUUGAAUAAGCCAGAAACAGGUUGUAUCGCGUCCGUUGUUGUAGGCGGGUCAGAUCCCAAGAGAGGACAUCAUUCACCUGAUUGGAUAUGAUCAUCAUUGUAGCCCGCAUGUGCUGUCUGUUUUAGUCAAAGGCAAAAGAUUUAUUCAGCUAUUAAUGAUCCAACUAUUAACGUAUCGUUUGCUUAAGAUAAUCCGGUUUAUUAUCUUUGUAAAUUGGUUAAGUAAACAUUAAAUCUAAUAAAACCAAUGGCUAUGGAUAAUUAGAUGAGAACUAUUAUUUUAGGGAGAUUUUAGGAGAUAUAAGGUUAAAACAAUCGAUUCAGAGAGAUAUAGAUCGAGAAGUAUCGUUUCAGAGACA
Messenger RNA from Arabidopsis lyrata subsp. lyrata, 2843 nucleotides. RefSeq lists its product as uncharacterized. Lineage: Eukaryota; Viridiplantae; Streptophyta; Magnoliopsida; Brassicales; Brassicaceae. The record is from RefSeq and is a predicted model, not a curated record. The transcript is spliced from 6 exons. Bases 386 to 1744 code for a protein of 452 amino acids.